Messenger RNA from Prorocentrum cordatum, 669 nucleotides. Lineage: Eukaryota; Dinophyceae; Prorocentrales; Prorocentraceae. The record is from the annotation of a GenBank genome assembly.
GCGCCUACAUCGCCACCGCCGACCUGGAGUGCGCGUUCUACCACGUGCGGCCCCCGGCCGGCACUGGUGGCAACUUCGCGCUGCCCGCCGUCGAUGCGACCUUCUUGAUGCAGGCAGGCCUCGUGGAGCUGCCGUUUGCACCUCGCCAGCUGGUCGCUGCCAAGGUGGUGAUGUUGCCGAUGGGCUUCCCGUGGGCCCUGCGCCUGUGCCAGGGGGCGUCGGCCACCUGCUUGUUGCGCAGCGGGGUGGGCCCAUCCAGCGUCAUCGUGGACGGCCGGGCGGCCAGCCGCCUGCUCUACAAGCUGGUCAGUCAUCUCAGGCUCGCGGGGCUGGUAGUUCUCGAGAUCUGCGAGGCGUCGGCCAGCGUCGAGUUUCUCGGGCUGCCGCUGCACGAGGGGGGGGCGCUCGCCACCCUGCAUGCGCGCUGCGCUGUCGUGGAGACCUUCGGCGGCCGCCUGGUGCGGCCCUGGGCUUCGGCGAUGCGCGAGCCCGAGCUGGUCCGCAGCCUGCUACCUGUGCCCCAGGCGGACAUCACCGCUGGAUGGCGCGGCACUGCCGCGCGCAGCGAUGCAGCGCCCUGCGGGCUCGGCGUCGCGCGGCGGCGGAUGGCACCGGGCGGCGUUGCAGAGCGCGGCCGCUUCUCCGAGCGCUGGCGUUUCAGGGUGGCAG